AUGCGUAAUCGUUUUUGGGAAGUAUCCGAAGAACAUGGGUGUGAAGAACAAGUGUUUCCAAUGGCUAUAAAUUUUUUGGAUAGAUUCCUUGCUGCAUGCCCAAUUAAACCCAAUCAACUACAACUUUCUGCAACUGUAAGCCUUCUUCUUGCCUCAAAAGUUAGAAUGUGUACUCCUCUUUCUGUUUAUUUGUUGUCUAUGUUCACGGAUCGUAGCAUCACUCCAAAACAGAUAAAGGAUUGGGAACUACUCUUUCUAUCCAAGUUGCAGUGGGAAGUUUGUGGUGUUACUGGUUGUGAUUUUAUUGAUCAUAUAUUGGAGGGGACUAAUUUAGUAGGAACUUGCAAUAUGCUAAGACCUCAUACUAUCACACUUUUAUCACUUGCAUACACAGGUAUAGUUUGCAUUGAACAAUAA
This is a messenger RNA of Nezara viridula (southern green stink bug), 417 nucleotides long. Lineage: Eukaryota; Metazoa; Arthropoda; Insecta; Hemiptera; Pentatomidae. The record is from the annotation of a GenBank genome assembly.